This is a messenger RNA of Phoenix dactylifera (date palm), 588 nucleotides long. NCBI's taxonomy places the organism in Eukaryota, Viridiplantae, Streptophyta, Magnoliopsida, Arecales, Arecaceae. The record is from RefSeq and is a predicted model, not a curated record.
AUGGCCACCCUACCCCUCUCCCCUCUCCUUUUCUUCGUCACCAUCUCAUCUCACCUCGCCUCCUCAACUGCCGCCAGCGCCCACUACCUCGAGGCUGCAUGCAACGUGACGCGGCACCGCGCCCUCUGCAUGCGCUCUCUCGAAUCCUUCUCCCACUCAGCAGCCUGGAAGCAGAAGAACCCAUGCUGGUGGGCGCGCGGGGCGGUCGCCGUCACGCUGACCGAGGCCAACGACGUCGGCCGCUACCUCGCAAAGAUGAAGCAUGGCGGAAGGACGCGAGGGGGGAGGGCCGGGAGGGCGAUGGCGGACUGCGUCGAGUGCUUCGGGGAUGCAGUGGCGGAGCUCCGCAGCUCUCUCGGGGAGCUCCGGCGGCUGGAGAGGGGGACGUUCGAGUACCAGAUGAGUAACGUGGAGACCUGGGUCAGCGCAGCGCUCACCAACCAGGAUACUUGUCUUGAUGGGUUUGGUGGGUACAAGGGGAAGGAGGUGGGGGAGGUGAAGGCUAAGGUCCUGAAUGCUACGUAUCUCACUAGCAAUGCAUUGGCUCUGGUUAAUAACCUGGCGUCUUCUGGAGCCUGGAGGAAUUAG